UCCGGAGGCUGUCAGCUGUGAACACCGCAUCAACUGCAAUGAGUUUUGAGUGGCCCUGGCAGUACAAUUUCCCACCGUUUUUUACGCUACAGCCCAAUGUUGACACCAGACAGAAACAGCUGGCAGCAUGGUGUUCCCUGGCUCUGUCGUACUGCCGGCAUCACAAGCUCUACACCCUGGACGUCAUGGAGGCCCAGGAAAGCCCAAUGUUCAACAACAAGAAGAUAGAGCGAAAACUGUCAAUGGAAGCAAUUCAAGUUGUGUUUGAGGAACUGAGGAAAAAAGGCAACCUCGAAUGGCUGGACAAAAACAAGUCCCGGUGUUUAGUCAUGUGGAGACGACCAGAGGAGUGGGGCAAGUUAAUAUACCAGUGGGUUUCCAAAAACGGGAUGGUCAACUCUGUGUUUACACUUUACGAGUUGUCCAACGGUGAUGACACAGAGGGCGAAGAGUUCCACGGUCUAGAAGACUGGAUGCUCCUUCGCUCGCUGCAGGCUUUGCAAACAGAAGGCAAGGCGGAGAUCAUCACCAUGGACGACGGGAAGGGCGUCAAAUUCUUCUGAAACGGUGCUGGAAUCACACACACUCUGUCUGGGAGCCCUCAUUCUGUACCUUACAGGCAAAUGUUAAGAUUUAGCCAUUUACGGCUACACAAGGUGCACCUCGUUGCCCAGCCCAGAGGACGCUGGUCCAGUAAAUGUUGUUGCCUUUUGGUUCGCCCAGUUUCAAAGCCUUUUCUUAUUGGAAGAGAACCAAUAUCAUUUAUAAGUGUUUGGGUGGGAAAAGAGCAUUUGAGGUGUGACGGGUAACGUUUGUUGCCAUUUAAACAUGCAAUGAGUCUAUCAGGGGUCUAAAUAUAUAUAAAUCAUAUCUGAAUACUUUAGGGGAAAAUCCUUCCCCACCAGCUGUAACUUUACUCUUUCUUUAUUGUAAAUAAAACUAGUUUUAUGCCAAUUUUUCCCUGUUAACAAAUUUACGCGGUAUAAUUAGCUCUGGACCUCCGCUCGGCUGUUUUUCCUCUGUUCCAAAGAAAUCCCAGAACACAACACCAGAGGGACUUUUUAUUUUGAGAAUAAAUGCUUCCAGAAGAGGAACACCGGAGAGACUUGAACCACCAAUCCUGGCUCCACUCAGCUGAGUGUAAUGAUAGUGGACUUCAUGUACAGAUUGCUGUCAUCCUAUUAUUGUGCAGUAUCUACUGUGACACUCCUGUUAUCUCCUCUCUCUCUCUCUUUCUCUCUCUGUCUAUAUUCAGUUUCUUUUUUUCAUAUCCUGU
Messenger RNA from Seriola dumerili (greater amberjack), 1276 nucleotides. It is a transcript of the gene vps25, whose product is annotated as vacuolar protein sorting 25 homolog. Gene Ontology annotation, cellular component: ESCRT II complex. Gene Ontology annotation, biological process: protein transport to vacuole involved in ubiquitin-dependent protein catabolic process via the multivesicular body sorting pathway. The coding region runs from base 39 to 563 and encodes 174 amino acids. The transcript is spliced from 6 exons. Gene Ontology annotation, molecular function: protein homodimerization activity; structural molecule activity. Lineage: Eukaryota; Metazoa; Chordata; Actinopteri; Carangiformes; Carangidae. The record is from RefSeq and is a predicted model, not a curated record.